Messenger RNA from Cantharellus anzutake, 3091 nucleotides. Its product is annotated as alpha-glucosidase. The transcript has 9 exons. NCBI's taxonomy places the organism in Eukaryota, Fungi, Basidiomycota, Agaricomycetes, Cantharellales, Hydnaceae. Gene Ontology annotation, biological process: N-glycan processing; carbohydrate metabolic process. Gene Ontology annotation, molecular function: alpha-glucosidase activity; carbohydrate binding. Gene Ontology annotation, cellular component: glucosidase II complex. The record is from RefSeq and is a predicted model, not a curated record. The coding region runs from base 212 to 3091 and encodes 959 amino acids.
CCGGUUUGGGACGAAGGAGGACGAGUGCACCCGAAUCGGACUUAGUUUCUUAUUUCUACUUUAUUUGCGUGUAUUUUCCUCGAGACCCCUGGCCCUGCCAGCCGCGAGCACAGGCUAAACAAACAAACAAACAAAGCCUUUCGCACGCUGGUCAACCUGAAUCUUGACAUGAGGAUUGUACGGCAAUCGCCACCGCAUCUCUCGUUGCAGGAUGUUGCUCUCAUGCUUUGCAGCGGCACUUGUUUUUGGACAAUUGUCCUUUCCAUUUGCCUUCGAUCCGAGUGACUUCAAGACGUGCCCGCAAGUUGGAUUCUGUCGACGUGGUAGGGCACUUGCAAAAAGGGCGACUGAAUCGUCUCAGUGGGUGUCUCCGUAUAGUGUUCGUCCUGAAAGCGUGGUCCUCUCUCCACCGAAUGCCUCUUUGUCGGCACAGGUCUUCUCCUCACUUUAUCCUGGAAUUCGCUUUGAGCUUCAGGUUGAUGUACUUGAACACGGAAUUGCCAGGGUACGUCUGGAUGAGGUCAACGGUAUGCGAAGGCGAUAUCACCAGGCGGCUUCAUGGGCUCUCGUUGCUGAACCCACUCUCAUGGCUCCGGGUGUAGUAUGGCGGUUUGAAGAAUCAGGCAUUAGAGCAUUAUAUGACGAUGUUGAACUGGAAAUAUCAUACGCACCACUGACAGUGAAGCUGAUCAGAGCUGGCCGCGAGGAGCUUGUGCUGAAUGGACGAGGUCUACUCCAUUUGGAGCAUUUCAGAACCAAAACAGCAGCACCGUCGACCGCUCUGAGCGAAUAUCAAGCAGUUCUUCACGGCAAUACAGAGUCCAACGGCUGGUUCGAGGGAGGCGAAGCAGAUGGCUAUUGGGAGGAGACAUUCAAGGCGUGGACAGAUUCAAAACCCAAAGGUCCAGAAUCAUUUUUUAUUGAUAUUGACUUCCCCCACCACUCUCAUGUUUACGGAAUACCACAACACGCUACAUCCCUCUCUCUUCGGGAGACAACGGGUGGAAAUCAAUAUUUUUCAGAGCCUUUCAGACUGUACAACAACGAUAUUGGGGGAUAUGAUGCUGACUCGCCAAUGUCAUUGUAUGGAUCCAUUCCACUCAUGCAUGGGCACUCCACGGAAUCCACUGUGGGCGUCUUCAAUCUGGUUGCAUCAGAGACCUGGGUCGACAUAUUUCAUCCUGUUUUGAAUAAGUCGACAGCAACGCAUUGGAUAUCAGAAUCAGGGAUCAUGGAUAUCUUCUUGCUUCCAGGACCAACGCCGGAUCUUGUGUUUACACAAUACGCAUCGUUAACUGGGACAGCUCCACUGCCGGCUUACUUUGCUCUCGGAUAUCACCAAUCGCGAUGGAACUACAUCUCGUCCCAGGAUGUCCGGGAUGUUUCACGGAGAUUUGAUGCAGAAAACAUGCCUAUGGACGUCGUUUGGUUAGAUAUCCAGUACUCUCAGGGUCAAAAGUAUUUCAUCUGGGACAAUCAGUCGUUCCCGGAUCCUGUCGAGAUGGCAGACGAACUCGCUGCCGCUGGGAGAAAAGUCGUCGCUAUAAUAGAUCCACAUUUGAAGACAAGCAACGACUAUCCCAUCUUUUCCGAAGCUCAAGACAAAGGCUUUCUUGUCAAGGACGCGGAAGGCGAAAUAUUUGUUGGCCAGUGCUGGCCUGGUAGCUCUGCAUGGUUGGAUUUUUUCAACCCCCAAUGUCAGAAUUGGUGGCGUGGGAUUUUCAGCCUCAACAGCACCGCCGACGGUUGGAGGUGGGCUGAAAGCACGGAUAAUACCUUCAUCUGGAAUGACAUGAACGAGCCUUCUGUAUUCAACGGUCCAGAGCUCACUAUGCCCAAGGAUAGCGUUCAUUAUGGAGGCUGGGAGCAUCGUGACGUUCAUAACAUUUAUGGAAUGUUAUUUCAUAAGGCAACAGCAAGCGCCCUCGUUCACCGUACGGGCACGAUGAAGCGCCCCUUCGUUCUUUCCCGAUCAUUCUACGCUGGGUCUCAGCGCUUUGGAGCAAUAUGGACGGGUGACAAUCUAGGCACCUGGGAGCACAUGGCUGCAGGUAUACGUAUGAUUUUGAGUGAUGGUAUCGCUGGCAUGACUUUUUCAGGCUCUGAUGUUGGUGGCUUUUUCGGCAAUCCUGACCCCGAAAUGCUCGUGCGUUGGUAUCAGGUCGGAGCGUUCUCGCCUUUUUUCCGUGCACACGCCCACAUCGACACGAAACGACGUGAGCCUUACCUCUCUGCGGAGCCAUACCGAUCAAUGCUGCGCGAUAUUCUCAAGCUCCGAUAUUCGUUGCUUCCGGUGUGGUACAACGCCUUCAGAGAGGCAAGCGUCAGUGGGAUUCCCGUUCUGCGGCCUCAAUAUGUAGUUUUCCCAAAGGACUCUCAUGGUUUUGAGAUCGAUGACCAAUUCUAUAUUGGAGGGUCAGGGUUACUUGUGAAACCUGUUACUCUCCCUCACGUCGAAAGUGCGGAGGUGUACCUUGCUGAUGAUCAGGUCUACUACGAUUAUUUCGACCAUCAAGUACAUCAGGGCGCCAUGGGUGGGCGCUAUGUCACCGUUUCCGCCCCUUUGGCCAAAGUUCCGCUCCUGUAUAGAGGUGGCUCAAUCGUUCCCACUCGCCUUCGGCCACGUCUUUCAUCCUCGUUAAUGAAGAAGGAUCCAUUCACCCUCACAGUUGCCCUCGACAAGACAGGAUCCACAGCAUCUGGUGAACUGUACCUCGAUGACGGAGAGACAUACACCUUUGAGCAGGGCGAGCUGGUGUGGCGUAAAUUCAUAGCGUAUCCGUCGAAGGACGGCCAAGCCUCUCUCAUCGUUCAAAAUCACAAUCUGGCAUCCCACACAUCCGCACGGGACAUUGUCGGGGGCGCCAAAUUCCAGUUUUAUGAUGGAAAAAAUGCGUAUGCCCGCGAAAUCGAUAGCGUGUACGUUGAGCAGAUUAUCAUCCUCGGGUUGAAAGAGGAACCGAAGCGGGACUUGGAGAUAGACUACCGGGGAGGUAGCUAUGGGAUGAACAAUGUCUUGUCCAGUAGCCUGACGAUCAAGAAUCUAGGCGUUCGCGUAGUAGACGAUUGGCAGAUUUUAGUUCAAUGGUAA